CUCAACACAAACUCAACAAUAGAGAGUUCAUUGUCAUCUUAACGGAUUUCAGACACGCUGAGAUUCGAAAUAAUGAAGAUAGAGCUGGAGAAUAUGAUGAAGAAAUUGAUUGAACCAAUGAUGACAAUUCCAGAAAAUUCCGAACUUUUCAUCCAAAGGCAAGUGGAGCCUUCUAUGGUUCAACAAAAUUCAGGGCUUUUCACUCCAACCAUUUUUAUUCCGGAAGAUUUUCAAAGAAUAAAUUAUGCCAUUCCACAACUUGUCUAUUAUCCACCAGUAUUUCCAAGUUCCUGCGCCUAUUGUCAACAUCUUACUCAAUUCAAUCAAACGGUUCCAAAUGUUCAGCGGGUAAAUUUUAACGCACUUCCAAGCUACGAUAAAUAUUGUGCCGACUUGCCGUUUGCAGACUUGCCGACAUUUCAAUAUUUUUACAACUUGGGAAUAGAGUACAGUCAAGGAUUUUACGCAAACGCGGCCGAUCGCAGUGUAAACUACAAUAAUAGAUACAAAAAGGGCAGAAAGUUUAAAAAGUUCUUCAAAAAAUAGUCAUCGCACAGAAAAUAAGAUGGAACGCGAAUGAGGAGAUUACAAUAACGAUCUGAAACUGCAUGUUACUAUUAUUUAAAAGAAAGAAAAAUCAAAACAAUUGUUUAAUUUCUCUCUUGAAUUAUGUCUCAUAUACGCGAUAAGUUGAAAAAUUUUGUUUCUCUAAUAAAAAAUGUUGAAUUUCCAGAAUUAAAAGUACAUUUAAAAGCUUAUUAUUCCG
This is a messenger RNA of Leptopilina heterotoma, 766 nucleotides long. RefSeq lists its product as uncharacterized. Lineage: Eukaryota; Metazoa; Arthropoda; Insecta; Hymenoptera; Figitidae. The transcript has 7 exons. The coding region runs from base 73 to 546 and encodes 157 amino acids. The record is from RefSeq and is a predicted model, not a curated record.